AUGUCAGCGAGCAAGUCAGGUAUCAAAGUCAUUAUCGUCGGUGCUGGAUUCGGCGGAUUGACAGCCGCCAUCGAAUGCCAUCGGCAAGGCCACGAUGUUGAGAUCUAUGAGUCCUUCCCUGAGCUCAAAGUUCUUGGUGACAUCAUAUCCUUUGGUGGGAACGCCGGUAGAAUCUUUCACCGAUGGUCUGAUGGCGAAGUCGUAGCCAGACUGCGUCCAUUGUGCAUCAACAUACAGGACUACGGCUUCCGAAUCCACAAAUGGGACACUGGUGAGGUUGUCUAUCACCAAAAGCGACCACCGCCGAACCCUGAGGCUCCAGUCUUGAAUGGUCAUAGAGGCGAGCUUCACGAGAUAAUCUUCAACUAUGCACGCGAUGAGCUUGGCAUUCCCAUCCAUCUUGGCCAGCGAGUAUCCGAGUAUUUUGAGAAUGAGACAAAUGCAGGUAUCGUUUUGAAGAGCGGAGAAAAGGUCCUUGGUGAUGUCGUGAUUGGCGCUGAUGGUGUGAGGUCCAAAGCGAGAGAACUCGUUCUGGGCUAUGUCGAUAAGCCCAAGAGUAGUGGGUAUGCUAUUUGGAGAGCUUGGUUUGUAAUGGGUCUUAAACAAAAGAUAGCAAGGCAGCUGAUCAGGGUCUCCAGGUUCUCAAACAAAGACAUGAUACAAGAUCCUCGAACAAAGGAGUUCUGCGAGAAUGGCGAUACCUUCAAUGGCUGGAUUGGGCAAGAUGUCCACUUCUUGUUCUCAACCCUCAAGGGUGGAAAAGACUGCUGCUGGGUUCUGACCCAUAAAGAUGACCAUGACAUCGAUGAGUCGUGGUCAUUUCCCGGUAAGAUCGAAGAUGUCUUGGACCUUCUCAAGGACUGGGACCCUACUUGCCGAGCAAUUGUCGAGAAGACACCGUCAAUCGUGGAUUGGAAGCUCGUAUAUCGCGACCCAUUACCCACAUGGGUCAGCCAGAAAGGACGUAUCGCGUUACUCGGAGAUGCUGCUCAUCCAUUCCUUCCGACAAGCGCUCAAGGUGCGACGCAAGCUAUGGAGGAUGGUGUGACAAUCGCUGUCUGCCUCAAGCGCGCUGGCAAAGGGAACGUUCCAGAAGCGCUCAAGGCUCAUCAAAAUUUGAGAUACGAGCGCGUCAGAGCGGUUCAAAAGACUGGCGAAUCAACUAGAGAUCUCUGGCACAAGACUGACUGGGAGAAAGCCAAGAAGGAUCCUAGCAGCAUUGGGUUUCCACGAGAGGAUUGGAUACAUGGAUUUGAUGCCGAGCAAUAUGCUGAAGAUAACUUCGAGACUGCUUUAGGCGAUACCGCCGCUUAUCAAGACUCUGAGAGUAAUGUUUUGGAUCAAGAACGGCAUGCCGUGGCUAAGGUAACUAGCUAG
This is a messenger RNA of Fusarium venenatum, 1377 nucleotides long. The record is from RefSeq and is a predicted model, not a curated record. Lineage: Eukaryota; Fungi; Ascomycota; Sordariomycetes; Hypocreales; Nectriaceae.